AUGCCUCGUUUUCACCGUCGUGAGCAGCUCCCGCUCCAUAUUAAGCGCACUAUUUGCGCGCAUCACGUGGGGCACCCUCGCCUGCGUCAUGUUGACCUGGCGAGGUGGUGCUUUUCCCAGUACGGACUGCGCCCGGACCGCUCCACCGUCGGGCGCAUUCUGAAGUACGCCGAGCGCUGGGUUGUCGUGGCGACGGGCGACAACCAAGUGCGCCGCCGAGGCGACGCAUGGCCUGAGCUGGAGCAGGCCAUGGCGCGUUGGAUCGCAAACGCUGGGCCCGCUGGCGUCCCUCUGACGCUGCAGACAAUCCGCGACCAUGUCGCCACCAUGGCGCGGAACAUGGGCAUUCCGCCCACAUUUCGCUGCUCAAUCGGCUGGGUGCGCCGUGCGUUGUGGCGCCAGGGGGUGAGGUGCCGUGCCUCAGCCGGCGAGGCGGCCAGCGCUGACAUGGCCGCCGUGCGCGACGCCCGGGCGAAGCUGCCGCAACUUCUCACUCACCUCGGCCUCAGCCCGCGCGACACGUUCAACCUGGACGAGACCGCGCUCUGGUUGUCCUUGUUCACUCAUUUCAUUUCGCAGCUCAAUGCUGCAAUGUACGCGGAAGGACGCCACAUCGCCGUUUUGCUUGACAACGCGAGCUCGCACAUGCUACGGAGCGAGCACGCGUGGAGCGAGAUUGUUUGCGGCAUGAGGACGACUUGCCUGAGCAACGUCCGUCUCGUCUUCCUGCCGCCGAACACCACUGCCUUCACCCAGCCCCUUGACCAGGGCAUAAUUGCCACCGCAAAAGCCCGCUACCGCCAGCACUGGCUGCGGGCCUUGACGGCUCUUUGGAACGCCGACGGGGCGACAAGCGCUGUCGCGCGGUACCGACUGAACCUGCGCGACGUGUUGGGGUGGUUGUCGGAUGCGUGGACGAGUGUCGGUGCGCGCACGAUCCAGAGGUGCUGGUGGCGCACGGGAUGUCUCCCGGUGUCGUGGUCUAUGGAGUUGACGCACGUUCACGACGACGAGCCCGUCCCUGCCGUCUAUCCUGACAUUGAGCUCAAUGACGACAUCGACGAUGUCGGCACGCUCAUCAGUGGGCUCGGCCUCGGCAACGGCGCGAUGACGGCCGCCGAGUACGUCGCCAUCAACGACGCCGAGCCGACGUGCGCCGAACGCGCGGCGGAACAGACGACGGCGGAGGCAGAGGCGGGCCUGGUGGUGGAGCUCUGGGAGGCACCGACGACCAUGCAGGCCGUCUACGACGAUGUCGACCCCGUGGGCCGUGAAGCGCGGCGCACUGCCCGGGCGGCAUUCGAAAUGCUCAUCGGAUAUGCUCGCGCCACGUGCAUCACGCCGCGCGACCUCUGCCACCUCUUCGAUAUCCGCAACCCCAUCAUUAUCGAGAGGAUGGAGUGGGCAAGCCCGGCUUUCAAUCUCAACGUGGCCCCUCCGCCAGUGCCUACCCCCGGCGCUACACCCACGCCCGAGGCCCCUCGUCCGCGCGGCCGUGUGCUGCCUGGCUGGAUGACCCAGCCGUCCCGCCGUCAGCAGCUGCUUGACGCCGGUGUGGGCGCCGUGAUGGACGGGUAUGUUGACGCGGCGGAAUGGAUGCGCCUGUGA
Closterium sp. Naga37s-1 is the source of this 1608-nucleotide messenger RNA. The record is from the annotation of a GenBank genome assembly. NCBI's taxonomy places the organism in Eukaryota, Viridiplantae, Streptophyta, Zygnematophyceae, Desmidiales, Closteriaceae.